GCUUCGGUGUGAGGUUGAUGACAGAGCCAUGGCUUCCAAGAUGAAGCGGCCGAGCAGCUCUUCUUCUCUCCCAAGCCUCCUCCUCUCCUCCCUCAACCUCUUCCUCCUCGUCCUCGCCUCGGCCUCCUUCUCCCCGGUCUUCCUUCUUAGGACCUCCCCGACCUCAUCCGGCUGGGCCCUCGUCGCGGUCUCCUCCGCCACCGUCGUCUCCUCUCUUCUGGGCUUCUUCUCCCAGCUCACCCACCUCUGCUUCCUCGCCCAUGUCUCCUUCGUCCUCGCUUCCUCCGUCGGCCAGGCGCUCGGCUUCCUCGCCCUGUUCCUCCGCCCCGACCCCAGCCUGCAGCUGCUGGGCUCGGCCAGGAGCAGAAGGGAGCAGCGGGCGCUGGCGAAGGUAGAGGAGGCGCUGCUGCUGGGGAUGUUCCUGGUGCAGUCGCUGGAGCUGGUCGCCGCCUGCGCGGUGCAGCGGUGGUGGGCGCGGCAGUUCGAGGAGGUGGAGGCCGAGCGGGAGGCGUCGGUGAGGAAGCGGAGCCGGAGGAUGGCCCGGGUGCAGGAGGAGGCCAUCGCGAACGCGGCGGCCAUGGCGGAAGCCAAGGCGAGGGAGUUGGAGGAGAAGAUGAGGGCGAACAACAAGGGACAGUGGGUGAAGAAUGAUUUCGAAGGAUAAGCGAUGAGAGGGGCUUACCGUAUGGUUGAUUCUAUGGACGUAAUUUAGCAUUGUUUGGUCGAUCACCAUAGGGGUGGCGGCCACCAAAUGCUAUGUUCUCCUCCGUCUUAUAUUCCUACUUGUAUUAUAUUUGCAUUUAUGUUCGUGAUUUGUGGUGUGGGCUUUAUGAGCCCCGCAUUUA
Messenger RNA from Musa acuminata subsp. malaccensis (wild Malaysian banana), 845 nucleotides. RefSeq lists its product as uncharacterized. The record is from RefSeq and is a predicted model, not a curated record. NCBI's taxonomy places the organism in Eukaryota, Viridiplantae, Streptophyta, Magnoliopsida, Zingiberales, Musaceae.